Messenger RNA from Pleuronectes platessa (European plaice), 419 nucleotides. RefSeq lists its product as uncharacterized. The record is from RefSeq and is a predicted model, not a curated record. Lineage: Eukaryota; Metazoa; Chordata; Actinopteri; Pleuronectiformes; Pleuronectidae. The coding region runs from base 69 to 419 and encodes 116 amino acids. Gene Ontology annotation, cellular component: nucleosome. Gene Ontology annotation, molecular function: protein heterodimerization activity; structural constituent of chromatin; DNA binding. The transcript has 2 exons.
UUCACUCCUGGAACCAACCGGAUACAGUCGCUUUCCACAUCGAGCCUCUUUUCAAACAGUUUCCAAACAUGACCAACGAUGUGUCCAAGAAGAAAGGCAAAGGCACCGGCGAGAAAAAGACCAAGAGGAAAGCCAAGAGACGGGAGACUUACGCCAUGUACAUCUACAAAGUUUUGAAACAGGUUCACCCGGACACGGGCAUCUCCAGCCGGGCCAUGAGCAUCAUGAACUCCUUCGUCAACGACCUGUUCGAGCGGAUCGCCACCGAGGCGUCCCGGCUGGCCCAGUACAACAAGCGCUCCACCAUCACCAGCCGGGAGGUGCAGACCGCCGUCCGGCUGCUGCUGCCGGGGGAGCUGGCCAAGCACGCCGUGUCCGAGGGCACCAAGGCGGUCACCAAGUACACCAGCUCCAAGUGA